Macadamia integrifolia is the source of this 1440-nucleotide messenger RNA. Its product is annotated as GDSL esterase/lipase At5g33370-like. The transcript has 5 exons. The record is from RefSeq and is a predicted model, not a curated record. Gene Ontology annotation, molecular function: hydrolase activity, acting on ester bonds. NCBI's taxonomy places the organism in Eukaryota, Viridiplantae, Streptophyta, Magnoliopsida, Proteales, Proteaceae. The coding region runs from base 79 to 1194 and encodes 371 amino acids.
CAAAAGUAUUCAGAUAUAGGUGUGAACUGCAAAGACUCAGAGUUCCUACUACCUUCAGAGUUGCCCUAAACUAUCUCCAUGGAUUUUCUUCUAGCUUCCCUGAUGGUUGCUCUAGUACUUGUUCUAGGAACUCUUGCCACCCAAGGAGAAGCCAGGGCAUUCUUUGUAUUUGGUGAUUCACUUGUUGAUAGUGGAAACAACAACUACCUGUUAACCAGUGCUCGCGCCGAUACGCCGCCUUAUGGCAUCGAUUAUCCGAGUCAUCGAGCCACUGGCCGGUUCUCUAAUGGGCUUAAUAUCCCAGACAUUAUCAGUGAGCAAAUUGGUGAGGAGUCUGUACAGCCCUACUUGAGCCCUGAGCUUACAGGUGAUAGACUACUUAAUGGAGCCAACUUUGCUUCUGCUGGGAUUGGAAUUCUUAAUGACACUGGAAUCCAAUUUGUAAACAUAAUUAGGAUGCCAAAGCAACUUGAGUACUUCCAGCAAUACCAGGAAAGAGUGAGUAUGCAAAUUGGAGCUGCCCAGACACAGCGGCUAGUGAACCAGGCACUUGUUCUCAUUACUGUCGGUGGCAAUGACUUUGUUAACAACUACUACUUGGUUCCUUACUCAGCAAGAUCUCGUCAAUUUUCUCUUCCUGAUUAUGUUCGCUAUGUCAUCUCAGAGUACAGAAAGAUUCUACUGAGGCUGUAUGAUUUGGGAGCUCGUUCUGUUCUUGUGACUGGAACUGGGCCACUGGGUUGUGUUCCAGCUGAGAUAGCACAGCGGAGCCCAGAUGGGUCGUGUGCUGUUGAGCUGCAACGAGCAGCUGGCCUCUUCAACCCUCAACUUGUCCAGAUGGCAAGCCAAGUCAACAGGGAGAUCGGUACAAAUGUGUUCUUUGUUGUUAAUGCGUAUCGGAUGAAUCUUGACUACAUCAAUAACCCUCAGCGAUAUGGCUUUGUAACAUCGAGGAUAGCAUGUUGUGGGCAAGGGGCAUACAAUGGAAUUGGACUCUGCACAGUUCUUUCAAACCUGUGUCCAAACAGAGAUAUAUAUGCAUUCUGGGAUGCUUUCCACCCAAGUGAGAGAGCAUGCAGGUACGUCGUCCAACAGAUCCUAAGAGGAACCUCAGAUUACAUGUACCAUGGGAACCUAACUACCAUCUUGGCCACCAUUGAUUCCAGAGUUUCUGCACUUGCUUCCAAGACCUAAAUUAAGCUCAAAAUCCAUUUUUAAAAGCCAAUUACUAGUCCACAUAUCUUCUUUCAUGUUUUCCUUUAAUAUAUAGUAUUGUAAUUGUCGAAGCUGUGUCAAGUGUUUUUGAGUGUGAGUCAAGCUGUCAUGCAUUCAGAUUUUAGUUUGUCAAUUGUGUGAGGAAAGCUAGUGGUUUUCCUUGUGUCCACAUUAUUAUUUGUUGUCUAUGUAUUAGAUGAUUAAUGGAAGAUUAUAUUUUUCAAA